UCAAGUCAUUGUAGAGUUGUAGCAUACAUUCAUACAACCAACAUAUCUCUUUUAACCAUUGAUUGUAGUUAUCACUUCAAUAAUAUCUAAACCUAUUGUAAUUUACUGAGUUAAUGAAAGUUCGCGUAAUCUUCAGUAUGAUAAUUUUUUUUCCAUUUCAUCACAAAAAUUUUUUUUUUCACCAUGAAGCUAAAAACAGAAAGGUUUAAAGAUUCUGAUUUCAUAAGAAAAGAACAUAUACUAUACCAAGACAAUGUCUAUCGUUUUACCAUCUGGUUCCGGUGAAUCCUUCACUGCUGGAUCCCCAUAUACUACUCCAAUCCGUCGUCCUAUAGAACCUGUUGGUCGUUACUUUUUAGCUCAUGCUUCAAGAACUUUAAGAGGUCAUACUUGGUCUGAAUUUGAAAAAUUAGAAGCUGAAAAGAAUGUGAAACAAGUGGAAGAAAACGAAGAUGAAGAUUUAGGCGACGAAGAACAAUCUGAUGAGUUAUUAGCUCAUGAUCCAAGAGAAUGGAAAACUGCUGAUCUUUAUGCUGUGUUAGGGUUAUCUCAUUUAAGAUUCAGAGCUACUGAAGAUCAAAUUAGAAGAGCUCAUAGAAAACAAGUUUUAAAACAUCAUCCAGAUAAGAAAUCUGCUUCCGGUGGAUUAGAUCAAGAUGAUUUCUUUAAAAUCAUUCAAAAAUCUCUUGAAGUUAUGUUAGAUUCCACCAAGAGACAACAAUAUGAUUCUGUUGAUGAAGGUGCUAAUGUUAAACCUCCAGCUGCUAAAUCUGAAUAUGAUUUCUUUGAAGCUUGGGGUCCAGUAUUUGAAAGUGAAUCAAGAUUUUCUAAAAAACAACCAGUUCCUCAAUUAGGAGGACCUGAAUUAACUAAAGAUGAAGUUGAUGCCUUUUAUAGUUUCUGGGGUAAAUUUGAUUCUUGGAGAACUUUUGAAUUUAAAGAUGAAGAUGUUCCAGAUGAUACUGCCAAUAGAGAUCAUAAACGUUAUAUUGAACGUAAAAAUAUUGCUUCAAGAAAGAAGUUAAAGCAAGAAGAUAAUAAAAGAUUAAUAGAUUUAGUUGAAAGAGCUCAUGCUGAAGAUCCAAGAAUUAAGAAUUUCAAGGAAGCUGCUAAAAAGGAAAAAGCUGCUAAGAAAUGGGAAAAGGAAGCUGGAUCAAGAAAAGCUGCUGAAGAAGCUACUGCUAAAAAGGCUGCUGAAGAAGAAGCUGCCAAAAAGGCUGCUGUAGAAAAUGCUUCCAAGAAAGCUGAUUCUAAAAAGGCUAAAGAAGCUGCUAAAGCUGCUAAAAAGAAACAAAAGAGAAAUGUUAGAGGUUCAGUUAAAGAUGUUGAUUAUUUCGGUGAUGCUGAUAAAUCAGCUGCUAUUGAUGCUGAUGUUGAUUUAUUACUUGAAAAAUUCGAUGAUCUUCAAUUAGCUGAUGUUUCAUCAAAAGUUGUUGAAGCUGAUGCUGCUACUGUUAAAGCUGCUUUCAGUUCAAUUAUUUCAGAUUUGGUUGGUGCUGGUAAACUUGAAGCUUCAUACUUGAAAUAUUUCUCUGCUUAGAACCCUCCAUAUAUAUUUAAGUACAAUUAAUAUAAAUUAGUAAAGUUAAAGAAAAAAAAAAUUAGAUAUACAUUUAAUCAAGCUAUAUGAUUUUAUAGUUUUAUUCAUCUAAAUCAACUUUAUGAUGUAAUACUUCACCUUUCAUAUGAUAAUGAGCCUUUCUCAUUUCUUCAAAUCUUUUAUGUCUUUCUUCAGCUGAAACUUCUUCUUCUUCCUCUUCAUCAUCAUUAUCUUCAUCACCAUCAUAUUCUGGAUCUUUAAUCACCUCUCCGCCAUGAAGGGAUUCUAUU
This is a messenger RNA of Scheffersomyces coipomensis, 1830 nucleotides long. RefSeq names its product zuotin (gene ZUO1). The transcript has a single exon. Lineage: Eukaryota; Fungi; Ascomycota; Pichiomycetes; Serinales; Debaryomycetaceae. The coding region runs from base 254 to 1540 and encodes 428 amino acids. The record is from RefSeq and is a predicted model, not a curated record. Gene Ontology annotation, cellular component: cytosol. Gene Ontology annotation, molecular function: ribosome binding; Hsp70 protein binding. Gene Ontology annotation, biological process: regulation of translational fidelity; 'de novo' cotranslational protein folding.